CAACUAACUCGGUUAGUAGCACAGUUAAAGCCAACUGCACCUCUGGGAACCUCCCAAGUUUCCCGUCCACAAUAAUCAAUGGCGGUGAAAGAGACUUCUCCCAAUCCGACGGUGGAGAUCAACGAUCUCAGUUUCACCUACCCCGGCAUAGACGGCCAUCCUCCGCCGGGCUCCGCCCCCCUCAUCGACGGCUUCUCCCUCACUCUCCACGCCGGCGAUCGCUGCCUCCUCGUCGGCUCCAAUGGCGCCGGGAAAACGACGAUUCUCAAGAUUCUCGGAGGGAAGCACAUGGUGGAGCCUGACAUGGUUCGCGUGCUUGGGAGAUCGGCGUUUCACGACACGUUUUUGACGUCUUCCGGUGAUCUCUGUUACCUCGGUGGAGAGUGGAGGCGAGAGGUUGCUUUUGCUGGCUUUGAGGUGCCAAUACAAAUGGAUGUUUCUGCUGAGAAGAUGAUUUUUGGGGUUUCUGGAAUUGAUCCUCAGAGAAGAACUGAACUCAUUAAGGUGUUAGGUAUUGAUCUAUCAUGGAGAAUGCACAGAGCAUCUGAUGGUCAAAGAAGACGUGUGCAGAUCUGCAUGGGUCUCUUAAAGCCAUUCAAGGUGCUUCUUCUCGAUGAGAUUACAGUGGACCUUGAUGUGCUUGCAAGGGCCGACCUGCUCAAGUUUCUUAGAAAGGAAUGUGAAGAGCGAGGUGCUACAAUUAUAUAUGCAACACAUAUCUUUGAUGGUCUUGAGGAUUGGCCAUCACAUAUUGUUUAUGUUGCUCAUGGGAAAUUGCAACUAUCAAUGCCAAUGCAUAAAGUUAAUGAGAUCAGCAAUUUGUCACUUAUGAGAACAGUGGAGCGCUGGCUGCGGAAAGAAAGAGACGAGGAGAGGAAGAGAAGGAAAGAAAGGAAGGCAAACGGUCUUCCGGAAUUUGAAAAGCAUGUCGAGGGCAGCCGUGUGACUGGGGAUCCAGCCCGUGCGCACGUCCGUGCAAUGAACAAUGGGUGGGCUGCAGGAAGGCUGCAUUCCACCAUUGCUGGUGAAGAGAAUUUCGUGUUCAGCUCAAACAGGGUUCUCAGACAAUAAUUCAAUUCAACCCAAAAUCUGCUCCAUGCCUGGAAUGAUUAAGGUACAACAAGUGGUUUGCACCUCCUACAUGAUUAAUGUGUCCCUCAGGUCUUAUAAUCGGUAAUGCCGUAAUACCAUUGUUGCUGUAAUUAGUAACCCUCCUCUAUAUAUAAAACCUCUUGGUUAAGAAUAACUAUCAUGAAUCAUGAUAGAUCAUUUAUCAUCCCUUACAGGAAAUAGUACUUCCCAGUACCAUUAGUUACAUUGGCUGCUGAAUUGUAAUACCCGAAAUAUAUGUUUCUUGCAUUCUGAUGAAACUGUUGCAUUACGG
Diospyros lotus (date-plum) is the source of this 1384-nucleotide messenger RNA. Its product is annotated as ABC transporter I family member 20. The record is from RefSeq and is a predicted model, not a curated record. Lineage: Eukaryota; Viridiplantae; Streptophyta; Magnoliopsida; Ericales; Ebenaceae. Bases 79 to 1071 code for a protein of 330 amino acids. Gene Ontology annotation, molecular function: ATP hydrolysis activity; ATP binding. The transcript is spliced from 7 exons.